Anthostomella pinea is the source of this 621-nucleotide messenger RNA. Lineage: Eukaryota; Fungi; Ascomycota; Sordariomycetes; Xylariales; Xylariaceae. The record is from the annotation of a GenBank genome assembly.
AUGGCCAGGCAGUAUGCCGCCACGACGAGUCACCCAUCAAGUGCAUGGGCGCAAGCAUACCACGAUGGGUACGCGAGCCAUGCGAACCAGGCCGCUCAGACCAAACACCAUUUCCUCCCGCCACCAGCACCAGCUCUGGCUCAGCCUGGGUACUGGUACCAACAGGCCCACAUUGCGUUGCCGCAGAUGCGACGCUCACCAGGUAACCCUUUUCAAGGCUUAGCCCACGGCCCGCAUUCAUACACAGACGACUCCAGCACCGCCACCCCCGAGACGCCAGACUCUCUCAUGUCCGCUGCCGACCGCUCAAGCCAGGACCACGAUUCAAGCAUAGACGACGCCGAGGGCCGCACCGAGUUUGACUUCCAGAUCGACCCUGAUGCAGGCGACCCCAUCGAGGACAGCCUGACGAUCACCAACCACAGCGACUUGAUCCUCGGGUCCGAAUGGAUCGUCCCGACGCGGCAGCAGGCAAUGGCUGAAGCCGGCUCUCACAUGGGGGAGGCUGAGAUCUGGUCGCUGCAUGAGGUAGAUGGAGUCGAAGAGGGCGUUGUGAUCAGGGAGCCAGCUCGCAUGACCGGGCUGUGCAUGUCUGGUGGUCUAUCAGGAAGUUCGCAGUGA